Arachis ipaensis is the source of this 2322-nucleotide messenger RNA. NCBI's taxonomy places the organism in Eukaryota, Viridiplantae, Streptophyta, Magnoliopsida, Fabales, Fabaceae. The record is from RefSeq and is a predicted model, not a curated record.
CCCGCGCCCACUUCCCGCUUCCAUGUUCAGAAGCACAAUUUUGGGUCAAAGGGAGCAACACAGCGACCCACCAUUUCAAAAGUAGUAGCACUCAAUUACUCUCUCCCUCUCUAGCGAUCCUGCAGCCGAGUUGAACAAAGCCUCCAUAUUCUUUUCUGCAUUCCUCACCAACCCUCACUCUUCGCUGCCGCUGUCACGGUUGCACCGCUGUCACUUCGUUUUCUCACGUCGCCGCGUGCUCUGUUGCUGCCGUGCCGCUGUUGCUCCCCACUGUCGCUCCUCUUGCUCGUGCCGCCGCCGCUCCUUCUCUCUGUUGCUGCCGUCGCUCCUCCUACUUUGGUCCUUUUCUGCUCUCUCUCAAUCAAGCUCACAAGGUUAGCUCAAGCGAGACCAUAGUUUUUGCAUCUCCUGAAGCAUUGAGUCCUUUACAAUUGAGCCUGAAGUAAGGAGAAUCAAAAGACUCAAAUCUCAUUCGUCACACAAAAUCUAGGACGAAGAUCAAGUAUAGAUCUUCUCUAAUCCUACUUCCUAGUUUCAAUAGGAUUUUUCUUGUAUACUUGCUGCUUUGGUACAAGGAACAAGAAAAUUGGAGUUCAAAAGUGAAUGUAGCCGUGCUAGUUGUUCCAAUAGUCAGUUCAGUGGUUGCUCUGGUGGUUGAAAUUGUUAUUGGGAUUUAUAUCUGGAAACACAGAUACAUUCAAAAGAAAAGAAGAGGUAAGUGACUUAUUAGUACCUUACUGUACUUACUUAGGAGACAAUUAUGUUUAAGAAUGUUUACUCACUCGAUCAUCAUUCUGGCUUCAAGGUUCAUAUGAUGCACGUUUUGCAUUUUCAUAGGCUUGUAUAGAUAUAUAAAUAUAUAAUAUAAUAUAAAGUCUCUUUGUAUACUUCGCUUGAAGUUGUACUUUAGUGGCAAAUUUGUUUGAUGGGUUAUUGUAGUUGAAAUUUCUAUUUUGCCUUAUUUAAGAGAGAUCGUUUUUACUUAUUAUUAGUUGUCCAUGCAUCAUGGUCCCCUUUUGAAAUAUUUGUCUUUGGGUACUGUGUACUCUUUAUGUGUUUAAUUAAUAUAAUGAUCAUAAUAUAAGCUAAUUCAUGUGUCAUAAUUAAUCCUUGUUAAGGAAUUAUGAAAGUCCCAUUUAAAUAUGGGUUAUAUGGCAUCCCCUGCUAAUUCUUGAUUAUUAACUACAAUAAUAAACAAGUAAAAAGUAUUUUAAGGCAAAAAGAAAUGAGUAUAGCAUAGGUAGAUACUAAGGGAAACUCAUGUAUUAUAGUUAUCUAUAAUUUGUGAAGUUUGGAUCCUUGGAAGGUCCUUUUCCAUCAAAGCUCCUUAGCAUUCCUCAAAUUCAGCAAGUGUAAGUUCCUAAGAUCCUUAUUUUGACUCUACCUUUAUUAUGUUAUAUAAAAAUUGAUGUUAUUUGCAUUGCAGGAAACUGAGGAACAAUGCAUUGAACAAUACAUUAGACUUAGGUGACAACAUUUGUCCAUUGCAACUUGUUGAUCUUCAAGACGACUAGAUUUCCUUAGUAAUCCUCCGUUCGCAAUACAAGAACACAUUGAUGUUAUUAUCUGGAAAUCCAGUGUGCAGUGUUCUCUCAAACACAAACUACUGCCAACUUCAGCAGCAGCCUAAGCACUUAAAGCACUUGCUUGGGGAAGAUCUUGGACCAUUGAGCAUAAAGGAGCUGCAGAAUCUUGAGAAACAGCUUGAAGGUGCUUUAGCACAGGCCAGGCAGAGGAAGGCAUAUAUGAUGGAUGGUGAUGAUGAGUUUAUUCAAGCAUCUAAAGGGAAGAAUGUUGAAAGUUUCACAUGUUCAGAAGUAGCACUACCACAGAACAAAAAUUCUAAGAAGAAAAAGAGCAAGAUAGAGAACAAGAGAAGGUUUAGUGAUGAGCAAAUUAGAUGCAUAUUUGAGUCAGAGUCCAAGCUUGAGCCAAAGAAGAAGAUUCAGCUAGCAAGAGAUCUUGGAUUGCAGCCAAGGCAAGUUACUAUAUGGUUUCAGAACAGAAGGGCAAGAUCACUUUUCCUUUUAAUGGUCCUUUAUAUAAAGCAUAUGUACUUGCCUCCUGAAUUUGACAGAUCACAAGUUUAGUUACGGAUAUGGUUGGUAGAGACGGAGAUUCAGAUUCACAUGAUGCCUACUCCGGGUGUGCCAAGAUCAUGCACUCAACAAGCCAAUGAACCUUCCAACACUACCUCACAUGGUGUGCAGAGUGAUCCAAGCUAUUUAAUUACUUUACUUUAAAUAUUUUGUAUUAUUAGUAGAUUGCAAUUUAAAUGAAUAUAAGUCUAAAUUUAGUUAUUUAUCUUAUCUUGAGUUUUUA